CGUCCGCCCCGCCCGCCCCGCCCGUGUGGUUGGGUCUUCCCGGCCUCUCCCUGGUUGCAGCCGGGGUCUCCCCACUUCCAGCAGCCCAGGUGCUCCGGUUCCCCGUGACCCCUCGCGCCCUCCAGCCCCGGCCUUUGGCUGACCUCCCGCCACCAUGGUGCAACCCCAGACCUCAAAAGCCGAAGGCCCGGCCCCCGCAGCGUCCACCAAUGCCCAGAUGGAUGACGUCAUCGACACCCUGACCUCCCUGCGCCUCACCAACUCGGCGCUCCGGCGGGAGGCCUCCACCCUGCGGGCGGAGAAGGCCAACCUCACCAACAUGCUGGAGAGCGUGAUGGCAGAGCUGACCCUGCUGCGCACCAGGGCCCGCAUCCCCGGGGCGCUGCAGAUCACCCCGCCCAUCUCAGCCAUCACCUCCAACGGGACCCGACCCAUGACCACGCCCCCGACCUCUCUGCCCGAGCCCUUUUCCGGAGACCCCGGCCAGCUGGCGGGGUUCUUGAUGCAAAUGGACAGGUUCAUGAUCUUCCAGGCCUCGCGCUUCCCCGGGGAGGCCGAGCGAGUGGCGUUCCUCGUGUCCCGGCUGACUGGGGAGGCAGAGAAGUGGGCGAUCCCCCACAUGCAGCCCGACAGCCCCUUGCGAAACGACUAUCAGGGCUUCCUGGCCGAGUUGCGAAGAACCUACAAGUCUCCCCUGCGGCAUGCGCGGCGCGCCCAAAUCCGGAAGACUUGUGCCUCCAAUCGGGCGGUGCGCGAGCGGCAGAUGCUGUGCCGCCAGCUGGCUGCCACCGGCUCGGGGCCCUGCCCGGUGCAUCCAGCCUCCAGCGGGACCAGUCCGGCGCCGGCUCUGCCCACCCGAGCUCGGGACCUCUAAGAAUCGGCCACCAGCCGGGUCGCCUCUGCAGCCACGCAGACAGCAUCCACCCUUUGCUACGUAGAAGAAAUAUCCAUACGACAGCAUCUCCCCUGUCUGAAGACAUUCCCUCCUGCCUCUCCAGACCUGUUCCAUAAGGAGACCGUCCUUCAUCGCCCUUGGGCUCCCUGUCACCCACCUGGCUUCCCAGUCGUCUGUGCUAGCUUUGUACCUACAGUGCAUGUGUCCCUCUCCUGCUUGCAGCCCCAGCUCUCCUGGUGACCGCCACUCUGCCGCUGGGUCACGGUGACUCCACAGCCUGUUGCGGAUCACUUGGGCUGAACUCUCCCAGCCUGACUAGGUUCACGGACCUUCUUCUUCCACUCUGGCCAGGCACGCACACCCCCCCCCCCCCCCGUGGCAGCUCCCCUCUGACAAUAAGAGGGGAGCCACUUAGGCCAGGCUGGUCGCUUGUUUGGGGGACCUGGGGAGGGGAGUCUGGCUUUGCACCGUAGGUGAUCACCAGCCCUGCCAGGCCUGGAGAUAGCAGACAGGCAGGGCCUCGACCCUGCUGCUGUGGCCAGGUGUUCACUGCUGGGAGGGUAGCGUCAGCACUUCCGGCAGGAAGGCUUCGCUCUGCACGUGAACACAGUCAGUAUGUCCCGUUGUUGCCCCCGGGAAAGACCGCAAAUGCCACUCGAUGGAGAAGCCCCCAGAGGAUGCACCUCCAGGAAUGCUGAGCUUUAGUUGCCAGUGUUCUGAUAGCGCUGGGCAUCCUGGGAAUCUGGAACUUGCCUGCCGCAGGAGGUCAUUGUGACUUUGGAUCGCUGCACAGUUCCAUCGAGCCACCACAGGGAGCAAGUUCAUGUACAUCUCUGCCUGAGGCCUGCAGCGGGUUAAGGGGAAGGCACCAGUGGUUCACUCUGCACCCCUGGGCCCCCUAGUGGGAACCACCACCAGCCGGUGUGUGCCAUCCAUCACCCCCCUCCUCUUUGCCCCAUAUCACUUGGCGAUAGGCCUGUCUAGCUUGAGACCUGUUCCCAUCUCCAUUCAGGUGAUAUCUGGCUUUCACCUUAGCCCCUUCAGGCACCUACACCACCUCCGGGUCCCCAAAGCCCCGCGUAGCAUGCCCUCCCCAUGCCUGGGCUGUCCCAUCAGGUGUCCAGCCUUGGUCUAAGAAAACACAGACUCCUAGUUGGAGACCCAAAUCCUCUGGGAUGCAUCAUGAAGCACUUACAGAAGGCGUAUUUCCCCCAAUGGUCCCACUGGGCCUUGGUGGCAUUUGUAAAGGGGAAAGAGCUGCAGUCUACCUUGGUCCCAAUGUGGAGACAGGACACAACUGGCAUUUGGGUCCUAAUUCUGAGGGACAGGGCUGUACCUCUUAUGGUGGAUGGCCUUUUGGUUCCUCACAGGGGAUGCUCAGAAAUCACUUUCUAAAUGAGACUUGGCCAAGCCCUUUGGACCGCGAUGCUCUCGCCAUGUUUAAUGCCAAACGAACUGCACUUACGUGAUGGCCUGGACCACAGGGGGAAGAUGGGGUGUUUCACCCUGGGUCCAUCUACCCUGUCUGAAUAGUCCUAGCUUGACCACAGAAGGAUAACCUCUGUACCCACCUGAAGACCUGUGUCUUGGGAUACCCAGAGGUUGGGUCCUAGGGUCCUUUCUUCCUAAGAGUUUUGAUGAUGCUGGGGGAGGUGACUGCGUUCUCGAAGCGGCCACUGCCUUGCAAGGUCAAGGAUAUUCAGUGGUUGCUGGGGUUCGUGGGCCACUGCCACCCACUCAUUGUAAACUCUGUUAGCCCAAUUGCCCUGCUGAACAACUGCCUGACUACAGGCUUCAGGCCCCCCUGGAUUCCAGCCACGGCUGUUCAGGUGGGACCAUGGUGCUCAUUAAGCAUGAAUGGGGGGGGGAGGACACACAUUGGGGCCACCAUUCUGGGGGGUGGGACCUUUAAUGGGGGGUGUACAGAUCACUUUCUCUUUGCGCUCAGUGUCUACUGUCCACCUGCUGGAUGGAGGUGCCCGCAGAUGAACGGGUGCAGGCAUCGUGAAGGUUUCCACGGGCCCCGGGCGAGGGCAGGAGACCCAGCAUGGAAGUGGAGUGGGAACUGCCAUCUCGCUGACCCCUGGGCCUACCCACGCGGCACGCGGAAGUCGCAUGAUGCUUGCAUUGUGUGUGCCCAGCGUUUUAAGUUGUGCAGCUGGGUGCAGCAGGGCCUGAGCUGCGGGGGGCGGGCUGGCUUCGCUGCCUAUUGGCCCCGGCCCUCUGGACGGGGGUGUCUCGCCCGGCCCAGGCUGCUGCUCCAGCUCCCUUUGGCGUGCUGACUUGUGUUUCAGUUGUUGGUGCUUGUUUUGGGGCUCUGGGCUGCUGCUGUUGCACAUCUGUGACCUGGACCACUUCCUGCAGCUUUGGAAGUGAGUAGAUGGGAGGCUCAGGGGGUUGCCCCCCAUCCGACUCAGAAGAAGCCCCACAUGCAGGGAAUCCCCUGUGGCCCUGGUGAAGACUCCCUAGGUCCCAGUGGAAGAGGAGGAGACCCAAGCGCCAUGCAGUCCAGAGCCAGACUGCGGGUGGGGGAGGGUCAAGCUGAAGAAGGAGCUGGGGGAGGGGAGCUGCUUUGUACAGACUCUGGGUUGUAAUUUCUCUAAAUUUAAGAGAAAAGGUAUGAUUUAUAAAAAGGACAGGCAGUUAGUAGUGUUAAACAGUGCAUGUGAGGGCAAGUUUUAUGUUUUUCAUGGUGUUGACAUCAUUUGAGCUGUAUUGUGGUUUCUCCGGUCUACCUGCCCUCCCAUCUGGUAAGUAAGCCUCCUGGCGUAACAGGGCAUCAUUUGGGAUGGAAUUUAGAGUAAGGAGUGACUUCCUGGUCGAACGAACGCAUAGCGUGACCUUGGGAUUAACAUAAUGUCCUAAAGCAUUUCAGCAACUUCUAGAAAAAAGCAAAGACCUGUUUCAUGGGUCCCAGGUAAGUAUAUGAUAAGUAAGUAAUGACAGGGGUGCAUACCACCCCCCCCCCCCCCAGAAGGUGCUGGUAUGACUUUCCUGGUGCGUGGGCUCCUGCCGUCAAGCAUGACCGACCACUUGCUGGGUGACCACGGUCCUGGCGGCUUGGCCCGUAGGAGAGAGAAAUGUGAGGGACAGUUGGGCACGUACUUAGGCUACUUUAAGGGGGCGAGCCCUACGGGUGUAUAAGAGGACACGCCCGGGGGCCACGGCCAGCCUUGGAGUUUGGGUGGGAAGAGGAGGAGGAGGAGAUCCUUGCAGAAACACGAAGAUGCCCAGUGCCUGGGACGCAUUAGCUGGGGGCUUAGAGCUGCAGACGAGACAGGACUCCGCAGAAGGAAGUGCAGAGCACCUGUUGGUCAACAGCGUAGCUUGCCAGCCCAGGGAUCGGAGUGGGUGUAGGCCAGGUCUGCUGUGUGGACAGAGACCCUGUGGCGUCUCUCGGGGUCCUAACCUGGGGUGUGGUGGUGGCUGGCACAGUGCAGCCGCGGUGCAGGAGGUGGGAGGGACCCUAGCUGCAACGUCACUAACUCCUUUCCGUGGGCGAGUAACCGUGUACUGGGUCUUUUCAUUAUCAAAGCAAACCUACACCUUCUAGAAAUUUGGGAGAAUAAGAAAGUGAGAAAGUGAAAUUUGAACAUUUUGGUGGCUCUCCUGCCAGCCCCCUACCUUCCUUCCCUCCCCUCCCCCCUCCAUCCAUCAUGGUUUUUCUUCUUUUUGUUGCAACUUAGUGGUGAUACUACCUUCUGUAACGAUGCAAUAUUGUGUAGGUGUUUUCACUUGUAUCAGGGGACUUCCCCCGUCACAUGUUAUUACUAAUUUCAGUUUGACAUGGCUGUGUCCUCCACCACGUAGACGGACAGUAGUGCCCGUGGUUGAUCACCCAUGCCGUUACUAAUUUCUCACCAUCAGAAAUGGAAGAAUGUCUUCGUGCAUAACGCUUUUCCCCGAUGCCAAGUUAUUUCCUUAGGAUAGAUCCUCAGAGGUGGGAUUAUUGAAUUAAUAUGAACACCUCUGAUCCUCUUGUUACAUACUGACGGAUUGGUUUCCAGCGAUGUUUGUAUCCAUCGACACUGCCGCCAGCCAGGAUGUACGGCACUGUACCAUCUCGCCAGCUCUGAGUAUUAUCCUCUGGCUAAAUAUUUGCUGAUCUGAAACAAUAAUGAAAUAGUGAUACAUAUGAAACAUAGCAUUGUGUUUCGGUUUGCAUUUCUUUGCUUUCUAGCAAAGUUGAACAUCUUUCCAUGUUAAGCAGUUGUAUUUUCUCUUUUGUGGAUCGUCCGUGUCAUUUGCUCUUAUCUACUGGGGUCUGAUAAAUUUGUAUGAGCUUGUUAUAUAUUAAAGAUAUUAACCUGUUGUGUGUCAUA
Molecule: messenger RNA, 5217 nt
Organism: Canis lupus familiaris (dog)
Lineage: Eukaryota; Metazoa; Chordata; Mammalia; Carnivora; Canidae
Gene: RTL6
Product: retrotransposon Gag like 6
Exons: 1
Coding region: 155-874 (239 amino acids)
Source: RefSeq, a predicted model, not a curated record